UGGUGCUUGGUUGUGCUUCUUAGUUGCCAUUGAUUGAGUGAGGCGGUUGAUAGAUGCUUCGUUCAAAGUUCGAACACCACGAUUCGAGAAUUUGAUAGCACCCUCACGCCCCCUUUCCAUGUGCUCUACCUUACAAACGUCACCAUAAACACUGCACAGCAGGUUCUAUAGCAAGAACCUCAACCUCAACACCACCCACCAUGCUGCCCUCCCACCACUCCGCGCGCCACUCGUCCGGCGACGAAGAAAAGCCCGACAAGAUCAACCCCGUGCGCAACUCCAGCAUCGCCCUGUCCGCCGCCGAGCGCGCCCGCCGCAACAUCAACGCCAAGCUCGCCAACCCGCUCCAGGGCUACAGCUACGAGGAGCUGCGCAAGAUGGGGCGCGACUACGCGUACGAGCACGCGCUCGCCGAAGCCGACGACGUCCGCGCGCUCGAGCUGGGCGCGAUGCUGGCGCGCGACCCCGAGAACAUCGACAUCAUGAAGCAGUUUGGCGUUACCGAUGAGGAGCACGCGGUGCUGGUGAAGGAGAUCACGCAUCGGUGGAGCCAGCCGUGGUUGCUGUAUUUGGUGAUUAUUCUGUGCUCGACUUGUGCGGCGGUGCAGGGGAUGGAUGAGACUGUUGUGAACGGUGCGCAGCUGUUCUUCUUGCCGCAGUUUGGCAUUGAUAAUGGCGACGAGCGGUCGACGUGGCUUACGGGGCUGGUUAAUGGGGCGCCGUAUCUUUGUUGUGCGCUUAUUGGGUGUUGGUUGACCACUCCGUACAACAAUUGGUUCGGUCGUCGAGGUACCAUCUUCAUUACUUGCCUCUUCAGCGCUAUUGCGUGUUUCUGGCAAGGUUUUGUGAAUACGUGGUGGCACAUGUUCAUUGCGCGGUUUGCUCUUGGAUUUGGGAUUGGGCCAAAGUCGGCUACUGUUCCUAUCUAUGCUGCCGAAUGCACACCUCCGCAGAUCCGUGGUGCUCUUGUCAUGCAAUGGCAGAUGUGGACUGCUUUUGGCAUUAUGUUCGGCUACGUCUCUGAUUUAGCUUUCUACUCCGUACCGGAUAAGCACAACAUUACCGGUCUCAACUGGCGUAUCAUGAUGGCUUCGGCCAUGCUUCCCGCCGUAUUUGUGUGUUUCUUCGUCUUUUUGGUCCCCGAGAGUCCGCGGUGGUACAUGUCCAAGGGCCGCCACUCCUCCGCCUAUCACUCCAUGUGCAAGCUCCGCUUCAAUAAGGUCCAGGCGGCUCGCGAUCUGUUCUAUAUGUCGGAGCUGCUCAAGGCCGAAGAGAGCAUGACCAUUGGCCAGAGUAAGAUCAAGGAGUUGUAUACUGUUCCGAGGAAUAGGCGUGCCAUGAUAGCCUCUGAGAUUGUCAUGUUCAUGCAGCAGUUCUGCGGUGUAAACGUCAUAGCCUACUAUUCCUCCUCCAUCUUCGUCGAAUCCGGCUUCAGCGAGCAAUCCGCCCUCGGCGCCUCCCUGGGCUGGGGCGUCAUCAACUUCCUCUUCGCUAUUCCCGCCAUCUACACCAUCGACACCUUCGGCCGCCGCAAUCUGCUCCUCACCACCUUCCCCCUCAUGGCCCUCUGCCUCCUCUUCACCGGCUUCUCCUUCUACAUCCCCAGCAGCUCCAAAGCUCACAUUGGCUGCAUCGCCCUCGGCCUCUACCUCUUCGGCAUCGUCUACUCCCCCGGCGAGGGCCCCGUCCCCUUCACGUACUCCGCCGAGGCGUACCCGCUCUACAUCCGCACCAUCGGCAUGUCGCUCGCGACGGCGACGACGUGGUUCUUCAACUUCAUCCUGUCCAUCACGUGGCCGUCGCUGCUAAAAGCGUUCAAGCCGCAAGGCGCGUUCGGGUGGUACGCGGCGUGGAAUCUGGUUGGGUGGGUGCUCGUGCUGCUCUUCAUGCCGGAGACGAAGGGCAAGACGCUCGAGGAGCUGGAUCAGGUGUUCUCCGUGCCGACGCACGUGCAUGCGGCGUAUGGGCUUCGGCAGGUGCCGUAUUUCUUUCAGAGGUAUGUGCUGUGGCGGAAGAUGAUGAGGACGUCAGAUGGAGUUGGCAAGAGGGAGUGA
Messenger RNA from Mytilinidion resinicola, 2054 nucleotides. Its product is annotated as H(+)-myo-inositol cotransporter. Gene Ontology annotation, cellular component: membrane. Gene Ontology annotation, molecular function: myo-inositol:proton symporter activity. The record is from RefSeq and is a predicted model, not a curated record. The coding region runs from base 201 to 2054 and encodes 617 amino acids. Gene Ontology annotation, biological process: transmembrane transport. The transcript is spliced from 8 exons. Lineage: Eukaryota; Fungi; Ascomycota; Dothideomycetes; Mytilinidiales; Mytilinidiaceae.